AUGGCUCCAGACAUCAAUGCCAUGGCCAACUGGGCUACUGAUGGAUAUGCUAAUAACCAGGUUCCACGAAAGGAAGAGUAUGAAAUUCCAGGCCUCCAGGCGGAUUCGCUCGUUGACAUCAUGUGA
Messenger RNA from Exophiala aquamarina CBS 119918, 126 nucleotides. RefSeq lists its product as uncharacterized. NCBI's taxonomy places the organism in Eukaryota, Fungi, Ascomycota, Eurotiomycetes, Chaetothyriales, Herpotrichiellaceae. The transcript is spliced from 2 exons. Bases 1 to 126 code for a protein of 41 amino acids. The record is from RefSeq and is a predicted model, not a curated record.